GAGACUCGAAGAAGAACUGAAGGCUACGUCGCAGCAGCAUGGCGGCUGCAGAGCUGUCCCCGAGUCCGGGUUUCCCCCCAAACCCUCCCGGUGAGGUUUUGCCCGAAGCCCCGGGGAGCCUCCGGGACCUCGGCCUGGAGGUCCUGCAGCGGGAGGCCGGGGAGCUGAAGAGUCUGCGCGGCGUUGAGGGGCUGCUGGAGAGGCUGAAGGAGGAGAACGUCGCCCUGGGGGAGCAGGUCCUGACCGUGAGCAGCUCCGUGCCGCCGAAGGUCUCUGCUGCUCUGUCUGCUGCAGAGGAGGCCGGCUGCAGCCUGAAGGAGCUGCUGCAGAGAGAGGAGCUCAUCUCCAGCAAGCUGCAGCAGCAUCUGCAGGAGGCGUCGCAGUGGAUGGAAGAUCUCAGCCGGGUCUUCAGCCAGGUUGAUCUGAUAGAAAGACCCAUGAAGUACCUGCAGUGCCUGCAGCACAUAGAGGAACUCAGUGCUGCAGUCCAGCAGCGCCUGAUGGUCAACAGCGUCUGUGAAGCCAUAAAGGUAGUGGACCAAUUGGCGGCGCUGGACUCUGGACUCAACCACUCCAGCUGUUCUCACCUGCAGAAGUUCCUUCGAGAAACUCUUUGUUUCUGGCACAACAUCAUCAAGGAGCGCCUGAGCAGUGAGUUUGGGAAGGUUCUGACUCAGCUUCACUGGCCGAUCAUCUCGCCGAACCAACCGUUGAGUCCUGCUGCCAACUGUCCGGACAGCAGCAGCCAGCUGGAGGCGCUGGUGGCUCAGCUCCUCGCCCUACAGGCCUCUGACGACUUCAUUUCGCAGAGAACCUCUCACCAGCCUGUGCAGGUCUCGUCUCCACCUCCACCUCCACCUCUGGCCGUCUCCGUCUGUCUGCCUGUUCAGAUCAUGCUGCUGCCAAUCUGCAAGAGGUUCCGAUACCACUUCUAUGGAAACCGGCAGACGAACUCCCUCAACAAGCCAGAAUGGUACCUCACACAGGCUCUGAUCUGGAUGGGCAGCAGCGCAGCCUUCAUGGAGGAGAAGAUCCAACCCGUGUUUGACCGAGCCGGAGCCGCCAUCAGCGCCAGGGUGGAGUUGUGUCGCGGCCUGGUGUCUCUGGUCCAGGAGAAGGUGGCUGCUGAUGCUCCCAGAAUCCUGUAUGAUGAUGCCCUCUUCUGCCACCUGGUGGAGGAGGUGCUGCAGUUUGAGAAGGAGCUUCGAGGCAGUCAUUCCUACCCCUCUGCCCUCCCUGGACUGCUGCACAUCCUGCUGGAGGACGCCGUCCUGCAGAAGUGGCUCGCUGUGGAGAAGAAGAUGGCUGUGGAGAAGAUGGACGCCAUGCUGUCCACUGACGGAGCGUGGAGCUCUCAGUACAAAGACAUCAGUGACAUGGACGAGCUGAAGGCUCCGGACUGCGCUGAGACCUUCAUGACGCUGCUGCAGGUCAUCACAGAGCGGUACCGGGCCCUGCCCUCCCCGUCUGCGCAGCUCAAGUUCCUGGAGCUUCAGAAGGAGCUGGUUGAUGACUUCCGAAUCCGACUGACACAGGUCAUGAAAGAGGAGUCUCGAUGUCCACUCGGUGUCCGUUAUUGUGCCAUCCUUAAUGCCGUUAACUACAUUUCCACCAUCCUGAGAGACUGGGCAGACGACGUGUUUUUCCUGCAGCUGCAGCAGGCGGCGGUGUCGCUGGGUGAGGACGAGGUCCUGGGGGGCCGCAGCAUGAUGGAAGUGGGUCGCCUGGCUUCUUUGGAGGGAUCUCUUUUUGAUGGACUCCUGGCUUUGCUGGACCGCUUGAAAGGAGACAUGCUGGGAAGACUGCUGGAUUUCCUCAUGAGAGAAAUCUCAGAAAAAGCCAAACCCUAUUGUCAGGAAAGGUGGUUGUCUCUUCCAUCCCAGCAAGAUCAGUCCAUCAUGUCCCUGUCGGGCUCGGCCUGUCCCAUGAUGCUCUGUGUGCGGGACAGACUGCUGAACCUUCAUCAGGUUCUGAGUCUUCCUCUGUUCCAGCUGGCGUGGCAGGGCCUGGCAGAGAGGCUUGACCAUUUCCUCUACCAAGAUGUGGUCCUGUCCAAUCACUUUAGUGAGGGAGGGGCCGCUCAGCUGCACUUCGACAUGAACAGAAACCUCUUUCCUCUCUUUGGUCAUUACUGCAAGAGGCCGGAAAACUUCUUCAAACACAUGAAGGAGGCCGUCAUUGUCCUGUGUCUGAACGUGGGCUCGGCGGCUCUGCUCCGGGCGGUCCUCAAAGAGUCGCAGCAGGAAACCAGAGACAACGAGCGUGACAGAGCGGCAGAUCCGCCCCCUGAGUCUGUCCUCAACGAGAUGGGCGUUUACUGCUUAGCCCCCUCAGACGUGCUUAUCCUGCUCAACCUCCGAGCGUCCUGGCCUGGACAGUAACUCUGAGGAGCACAGACAUGCUUCACUAACCUCAUGUCAUGACUUCCUAUUAUGACACUUUAAUAUGUAUUCUUUAAGUAAUACAAUGAUUACAGAUAUUUAUAGAUGAAUACGACAAUAAUAAACUCUGGCUUUGACCGAU
Molecule: messenger RNA, 2523 nt
Organism: Oryzias latipes (Japanese medaka)
Lineage: Eukaryota; Metazoa; Chordata; Actinopteri; Beloniformes; Adrianichthyidae
Gene: rint1
Product: RAD50 interactor 1
Biological process (GO): endoplasmic reticulum to Golgi vesicle-mediated transport; regulation of ER to Golgi vesicle-mediated transport; retrograde vesicle-mediated transport, Golgi to endoplasmic reticulum
Cellular component (GO): Dsl1/NZR complex
Source: RefSeq, a predicted model, not a curated record